Amoebophrya sp. A120 is the source of this 1139-nucleotide messenger RNA. NCBI's taxonomy places the organism in Eukaryota, Dinophyceae, Syndiniales, Amoebophryaceae. The record is from the annotation of a GenBank genome assembly.
ACCAAACCCAAACGGACAAUCGUGGCAUUUAGUACUAGUUGGUCAUUUUCUACGAGGGACCCCGAGGGAGUGAAAAAGCGAAAUUGAUGUAAUUGAAGAGAGCCUGAGAGUUUGUUAGAGUAUAGCGGAUGCCCACCAGAUUGUUGGUUCCGAGCAUGCUAAUGCUAUUGGGUCCAAGCAUGCUAAUGCUCUCUUGAUGGAUUCGCGUUUUUGUGUGAAUGAUUUCGCAACAAGUUUUCAUUAGUGUAGAACUAGAACAACUCAAGGCAUAUAGAAGUAGAUAUUGAUUCUGAUUUCGUAGGCUUCCCGUCGGUGUCGGUCGACGGACAGUCGGCAGAAACACGUCGCAAAUGCCGCGUCGCAGCUUUUUCUUCAAAGAGAACUUGCUAGCCUUGACCAGUUUCUUGGCGACGACUUCCGCUACGGCUUCCGCGCAUGGGCAUCAACUACAAACUUCCAAGGCGGCGGCCAAGUCGGGAAACACGGCAACAGCCUCUGGCGGUGGGGACGAAAAUGAUGUGACUGCAAGCGACAUUCCGUCGUCCAAGAGCGUUGCGCUUGAGCUGGACACCGCCGGGGCGAGUAGUCCUUACUCGCGAGGAAGUAAACCCGCGUUCGCGCUGGGUGAAGAGGAAGACGGGGCAUCCCCGGCAGGACGGGAUCCAGAAGCGGACUUCCUCGAGCGCACCCACUCAUCGGCGCAAGCUUCCACAAGACGAGCCGCCACAAGAAAUCGACAAGAAAGCUCGAGAAGGAUGCGAGCAAACCCGUCCAAGCCGAGGAACAAAUGCGACAGAAACCCUCCCCACCCGUGUUGCGAAUACAAGAGCAAGCACGAGAGUGACUUUGCGCACCUUGCUGUGGAUGCGCUGUUUGUUCCAGACGGAAAUCUGUCAAGGUGGACGUGUGUGGAGAAAGGACACGCGGGACAAGAGUGCAACAACCUACGAGAAGACUUCUGCGCCGAUGAUGAUGAUCAAGAACAUGAAGAUGUUGAUUCAGCAGACGCAAUCUCUAGCUCCGGUUCGGCAAGGUCCUCCAGCUCGGGAAGCUCUUCCGGCUCGGGAAGCUCCUCGAGCUCGGGCGGACGGUUUUCACGCUUCCGGCAGUGGUGGCGGGAAGAUGACCACGAGCAGUAG